AUGGAGGCGUUGAAACUGGAAGGUCCUCCGAUGUUGAGUGCGCGAGACACUAAGUUGAUUGUCAACUUCAAUGCUGAAGUUGAUUUAAUUGGUAAUGAUGAAGCUAAGGACAUUUUAAAAGCACUUGACUUAUCUAAUGUUUUCGAUGGUCUCAGAAGAUUUGACGGCCAAAUUACAGUUUUAGAACAGUCUUGUCAAUAUAUUAAGCCCGUUGAAAUUCCACUUGGACGGCGAAUGGAUAAUAAACUAAAUAGAAUUACUGGUACGUAUCAGCCUACAUCGGUGAUGGAUACUUUUCAGUAUGUACCGAUCAUAGAGACUCUUAAAUUAGUUAUUUCUAAUCCAAAUGUCCUAGAAGCCAUUCUGCAUGAACAAAAAUCACCAGAAGGUAUACUAAGUUCUUUUCUCGAUGGACAGCAUGCAGAAACUCACGAAUUCCUGCAACAACAUCCGCAUGCCCUCCGAUUACAACUUUAUUACGAUGAGUUAGAAAUAGUGAAUCCUCUAGGAUCCAAAACUGGAAUUCAUAAAUUAGGAGCUUUUUAUUACAGUAUUCAAAAUAUACCAUCACAAAUAAAUUAUGAUUUGAAUUCUAUUCAUGUGCUUGCUUUAUGUGCAGACGUUGAUGUGAAGAAGUACGGAUUCAAAGCAAUUCUGCAACCUUUCUUGAAUGAUCUGGAGAAGUUGGAGAGUGAUGCAGGAAUACUAGUGAAUACAGAAAAUGGUCCUUUUAUUUUACGAGCAACUCUUGCUGCUUUUAUUGGAGAUGGUCUUGCUGUACAUGAUGUAUUCAAUCUGUUAGGACCAUCUUGUAAUCAGUUUUGUCGACUAUGUAUGUAUUCAAGAGAGAAUUUACAUGCUGGAAUUCUUCAACAUGGUCAAGAGCGUACUCUAAAUUUAUAUCAGGAGCAUUUAGAUCUGUUAACUCGUAAUAAUUUUUCCGAUCAAAGUAAAACAGCUACAGGCAUGCGUGGAAAUAGUUGCUUAAACGAAUCUAGAUAUUUUCAUAUAACCCGUAAAAAAGUAUUUGAUCCUAUGCACGAUUUUCUAUGUGGUAUUUGCCCAAUGGUCAUCAAAUUGGUUCUUAAACAGUACAUAUUAGUUGAAAAAAAAUUUGAUACUAAUUAUUUAAAUGGGAAUAUAGCAUCAUUUCAAUGGGGAUUUUAUGAAAAUGUGAAUAAACCUUCUGCUAACUUCACCGAUUCUAUGUUAAGAAGAAAUGAUCAUCUAUUAAGUCAAAAGGCGAUGCAAGUUUGGUGCUUGAUUCGUGCAUUGCCAUUUUUACUGUUUGAUAAAGUUGACAGUGAUGAUGAAUAUAUGGCCUUGAUCAAAAAUUUACUACAAAUCAUGGAAAUUGUAUUUACUCCGAAGCUUUUUUGUUCACAAAUGGCUUAUCUUGGUACACUAAUUAAACAGUUUCGAACAAGUUUCCAAAACUUGUUUCCUGAUGUUCAUGAAAUAAAUCAAUUCCAUCAUUUAUUUCACUAUCCUGAAUGCAUCUUGUGGUCUGGUCCAGCUAUAAACUAUUGGUGCAUGCGUGAAGAAGCUAAACAUGGUGCCGCAAAAGCUAGAGCUCAGGCUGUUCGUAAUUUCAAGAACCCUCCAAAAACAUUGAUAAAAAUAUUUCAAUGUGGACAAAGCGCGAAAUGGGGUGGAAAAGAUGUUCAAUUAUUUCGAUUACAAUCAUUUUCUCGGAAAGAAGAACUAGUCGAUUCCACUCUGAGCCGACAGUUUCUGUUACAAUUAAAUUAUGCAAUAGAUGACAAAGUACUUUCUGUGAAGUCUGCGAAAAUAAAUGGUGUAGAAUUCCGCCUUGGAUUAUAUGUAUGUUUGAAAGUAUCAACAGUUCAGCCUAACAAUUUGCCAUUAUUUGGUAAAAUAAAAGAACUAGUUAUACUUAAUGGUACACAAAUUUAUUGCUUAGUAUCUACUUACAUAACAGUAGAUUUUGAUGUGAAUUUACACGCGUAUUCCAUUGAACAUCCUCAUGAAACUGAUAAUCGCUUUAUCGCCGUAUCUGCCUUAGCAAACUUCAAACCUUUUUGCCCUUGGAAUCCAUCAAAUUCUCAAAGUUUGUAUAUAAGUCUCCGUCAUAUUUUAUUAUGA
Molecule: messenger RNA, 2106 nt
Organism: Cotesia glomerata
Lineage: Eukaryota; Metazoa; Arthropoda; Insecta; Hymenoptera; Braconidae
Exons: 2
Coding region: 1-2106 (701 amino acids)
Source: RefSeq, a predicted model, not a curated record